Candidula unifasciata is the source of this 933-nucleotide messenger RNA. Lineage: Eukaryota; Metazoa; Mollusca; Gastropoda; Stylommatophora; Geomitridae. The record is from the annotation of a GenBank genome assembly.
AUGGACGCUGUCAGGGUUUUCAACAAUGAGCUGUCUUCUCUGUAUGAAAGCAAGCCGCCCGUGUCUCGGGCCAAAAUGGCUCAGAUCACGAAAUGUGCGAUUAAGGCCAUCAAGUUUUACAAGCAUGUCGUCCAGAGUGUGGAAAAAUUCAUCCAGAAGUGCAAACCAGAGUACAAAGUCCCUGGCCUUUAUGUGAUUGAUUCCAUUGUUCGGCAAUCCAGGCACCAGUUUGGCCCGGAAAAGGAUGUUUUCUCACCUCGCUUUACGAAGAAUAUUGUUUCAACCUUCACAAACCUGUAUAAAUGUCCAGUAGAAGAGAGGAAUCGCAUAGUUCGAGUGCUAAACUUGUGGCAGAAGAAUGCUGUGUUUCCGUUGGAGCUUAUUCAACCCCUGCUGGAUCUUGCUGCAGAUCCUGACAAUCCAAACCUAAUUUCUGCUGCCCACAGAGCAGCAGAUAACAUUAUCAGCACAAGUCAGAAAGUGUCCCUCCCUCUGGCACAACCGAGUGGCAAUAGUACAGACUCUAACUCCAACCCAACUGUGCAGCAGACAGAGAUGUUGAGCACAAUAACCAAACUCCUACAGCAAGCUCAAGAGGGCACGAUUACAAGCACAGCCCCUGACUCUCAGCUCCAACAUCUGCAGAGUCUGCAGCAGCAGUUGGCCAUGCAGACAGAGAAAAUAUCCAAACCACAGGAGCAGCCUGCCCCACCUAUUGACAGCGGCCUGCUGGCUCAGAUCCAGGUGUUGACUAGCCAGCUGCUUCAUAAGACGGGCAGCGAUGGUCCUGGCACAUUAAAUGAUGUGAGAAGUACUGCAAGUGUUAAAGAAACUGUAGACAUCAGCAGGAGAGAUGGGCACGAUAUCAGCAGAAAAGAUGUAUUUGACGUUCACAGACCGCCCCCAAACUCUGUGGAGACUAUUUUUAACAAG